Molecule: messenger RNA, 3859 nt
Organism: Vicugna pacos (alpaca)
Lineage: Eukaryota; Metazoa; Chordata; Mammalia; Artiodactyla; Camelidae
Source: RefSeq, a predicted model, not a curated record
AGCCGGCACGCUGCGGCGGGCAGGCGCUGGGAGUGGCAGCAGGUCGGGACGGAAGAAAGGCUAUCACGUUUCUCUCCCGCGGUGGGUCGUCGCUCCGCCCCCAGCGCCCACGGCCGGGCGCCGCCCACGGGAGCCGCGGUCCCUUUCAGAGGCACGAUCUGAAGGCGCACCCGGGGCCGCCCGCCGCCGCCAUGGCCGCGCAGCGCCUGGAGGACAAGCUGACCUGCGCCAUCUGCCUGGGGCUCUACCAGGACCCGGUGACGCUGCUCUGCGGCCACAACUUCUGCGGGGCCUGCAUCCGGGACUGGUGGAAAUGCCGCGAGAAGGCGUGCCCCGAGUGCCGGCAGCCCUUCCCCGACGGCGCCGAGCUGCGCCGCAACGUGGCUCUGAGCGGCGUCCUGGAGGAGCUGCGCGCCCGGCCCGCGCCGGGCCCUGGCCCCGGCCCCGCGCCGGCCCCCGGCCCCAGCGCGCGCUGCCCCCGGCACGGGCGGCCGCUCGAGCUCUUCUGCCGCACCGAGGGCCUCUGCGUGUGCAGCGCGUGCACCGUGCGCGAGUGCCGCCUCCACGAGCGGGCGCUGCUGGACGCCGAGCGCCGGGAGCGGGAGGCCCAGCUGAGAGCGACACUGGAGGUCACCCAGCAGCAGGCCACCCAGGCUGAGAGUCAGCUGCAGGAGCUACACCAGCAAAGCAGUCAGAUCCAGAGCUCAGCCUGCGCCCUGGCCUCCGUGGUCUUUGGGAAGUUCAGCCGCCUGCUGCAGGCCCUGGAGAUGCGGCAGGCUUUGGCACUGAGGGACAUCGAGGUGGCCAAGACACAGGUGCUGAAGCAGGUCCGGGACGAGGAACAGCGACUGGAGGGCCACCUGGAAGCCUUGGCUCGCUGUGACCGCAGGAUUCGUGACCUCCUGGAGCAGUUGGAUGACCGGACCUUCCUCCAGGAAUCACAGCUCCUGGUACCCCCAGGGCCCCUCGGGCCACUGACUCUCCCUCAGUGGAAUGAAGAUGGGCAGCUAGGUGGCCUGAAGGAGUCACUGAGCCAGCUGUGUACCCUUCUCCUGGAAGAGGGGGGCCACCCUGGGGCACGAGCCGAAGCUGCUGACUUGGGCUCCACUGAGGCCCCAGGUCCCCUGGCACCAGUCUUGAGCCCAGUUUGUCCACUGAGGAGGAAACUCUGGCAGAAUUAUCGCAAUCUGACCUUCGAUCCUGUCAGCGCCAACCGUCACCUCUACCUGUCUCGGCAGGACCAGCAGGUGAAGCACCGUCGCCAGCCCCGGGGCCCAGAUGGGCCAGGCAGCUUCGAGCUCUGGCAGGUGCAGUGUGCCCAGAGCUUCCAGGCCGGGCAGCACUACUGGGAGGUGCGUGCAUCUGACCACUCAGUGACACUGGGCAUCGCCUACCCGGAGCUGACGAGGCGCAGGCAGGGGCCCCACACAGACAACAUCGGCCGUGGGCCCAGCUCCUGGGGGCUGUGCAUUCAGGAGGACAGCGCCCAGGCCUGGCACAACGGGGAGGCCCAGCGCCUCCCGGCGGUAUCAGGGCGGCUCCUGGGCGUGGACUUGGACCUGGCCUCUGGCUGCCUGACCUUCUACAGCCUGGAGCCCAAGACCCAACCCCUGCACACCUUCCACGCCUUCUUCACCCAGCCCCUCUACCCUAUUUUCUGGCUCCUUGAAGGUAGGACCCUGACUCUAUGCCAUCAGCCCGAGGCCAAGCUCCCUCCAGGGCUCCAGGAAGAGGCCUCAGGGCUCAUCCAGGCACGCCACGUGAGGGUCCGUGGACCGGAACUGGAUUCUUCGAACGACGGACUUGAGGAUGACUUCAAUUUCCCAUUUCAGCAGCGCCCUGGCCUGACCACGCAGAACGCCAAAGGACGGGCCCAGGAGGGGCUGUCGUCCAGGAGCCCCUCAGGUCCUGACAGUGUUAUCCGCUCGCUGUGGGACAUACCGCUCCGGACGAGAACUGGGGGGAUGGAGGGGCCCAGUGAGAAUGAGAAAAGGACGCGAAAAGCGGGCCAGAGGCCUGAAGCUGGGCCGGGGCCCGGGGCCCUAUACUUGCUCAUGGGUCAGAGGAGAGGCAGACAGCCCACAGCUAGCCAGCCUGCCCUCUCCCCAGGCAUUUGGGAAAGGCAUCAGCCUGGGCUUGAGACACCACUGGCAGAUUAUAGGACAUCAUGGCUACUCCCAGUCCCACCUAUGCACAGAUGCCACUCCCAAGUCGCCCCUUUUCUCCCUCUGCAUGAGGCCUGGGACCCCAGUGCACGGCUGAGCCUCUGCCAGACCCCUACUCCUAGAGGGUGUCAUUUGCAGGCCGAGCAGCCCAAAGUCCUGAGCGCUGUGGAGGACCGCAUGGAUGAGCUGGGUGCCAGCAUCGCACAGUCCCGGCGCACGGUGGCCCUCAUCAAGAGUGCAGCCGUGGCAGAGCGGGAGAGGGUGAGCCGGCUGUUUGCUGAGGCUGUGGCCAUCCUCCAGAGGUUCCAGACAGAAGUGCUGGGCUUCAUCGAUGAGGGGGAGGCGACCAUGCUGGGCCGCUCCCAGGGCGACCUGCGGCGGCAGGAGGAACAGCGUGGCCGGCUCAGCCGGGCCCGCCACAACCUCAGUCAGGUCCCCGAAGCUGACUCAGUCAGUUUCCUGCAGGAGCUCCUGGCACUCAGGCUGACCCUGGAGGAGGGGUGUGGCCCUGGGCCUGGUCCCCCGCAGGAGCUCAGCUUCACCAAGUCAUCCCAGGCUGUGCGGGCAGUGAAAGACGUGGUGGCUUCAGCCUGCACCAGGCAGUGGGAGCGGCUGCGGGGGCUGAGCAGUGACGAGGACGGGCUGCAGAAGCCAGGCACAGAAGCAGAUACUGAGUCCCAGGACCCUGAUAGCACCAACAACCUGGAGAGUGAGGCUCCCCGGGAUUACUUCCUCAAGUUUGCCUACAUUGUGGACCUGGACAGCGACACAGCAGACAAAUUCCUGCAGCUGUUCGGAACCAAAGGUGUGAAGAGGGUGCUGUGUCCCAUCAACUACCCCGAGUCGCCCAUCCGCUUCACCCACUGUGAGCAGGUGCUGGGCCAGGGCGCCCUGGACCGGGGCACCUACUACUGGGAGGUGGAGAUCAUCGAGGGCUGGGUCAGUGUAGGGGUCAUGGCUGAAGACUUCUCCCCACAAGAGCCCUACGACCGGGGCCGGCUCGGCCGCAAUGCCCACUCCUGCUGCCUGCAGUGGAACGGACGCAGCUUCUCCGUCUGGUUCCACGGGCUGGAGGUGGCCCUGCCUGACCCCUUCUCGCCCACGGUCGGGGUCUGCUUGGAAUACGCUGACCGAGCCCUGGCCUUCUAUGCCGUGCGGGACGGCAAGGUGAGCCUUCUGCGGAGGCUGAGGGCCUCCCGGGCCCGCCGGAGCAGCACCCCAGCCUCCCCCGUGGACCCCUUCCAGAGCCGCCUGGACAGCCACUUUGCGGCGCUCUUCACGCGCAGGCUCAAGCCUGCCUUCUUCCUGGAGAGCGUGGAUGCGCAUCUGCAGAUCGGGCCCCUCAAGAAGUCCUGCAUAUCCGUGCUGAAGAGGAGGUGAUGCGGGGGCACAGAACUGCCCCAGUGUCUGGGGAGCUUGCUUCUCUGCACUCGCCUUGCCCCAGGGAAGGCACCGGCCUCGGAGUCCCACACGUUCCCCAGCCUUCUCCUUUCUAGAGGCCUCCACCUUCCAGAUACGUGGCCUUCCACCUCCAGGGAGGAGGCUCCCCAGUCCUUGUGCCCCUGCAGGCCUUGUUUCUGGGAGAAGGAGCCACAUCUCAGUCAGCCCCAGGCUGCCCUGACCCUUCCUCUCCCAGGUUCCCGGGCCAGUGCCUGGCACAUAGUAGGUACUCAAUAAACAUUUGUUGACUGACU